Molecule: messenger RNA, 2079 nt
Organism: Helobdella robusta
Lineage: Eukaryota; Metazoa; Annelida; Clitellata; Rhynchobdellida; Glossiphoniidae
Exons: 10
Coding region: 1-2079 (692 amino acids)
Source: RefSeq, a predicted model, not a curated record
AUGGUGGAAGAUGUGGUGCUCAGUGACAACGUGACAGGUGUUCACAACGUUCCACUAUCCAAUGUGAGGUACAGUGAUAAUGCUGGCAGUCACGAUUAUCACAAAUUGGAAACACAUUUAAAGGAAGAUUAUCAUGACACAUAUUAUAAGGAUGAACUACGCCCAAGAGAUAUUUACGUGUUGGUAGACGAAUCCUUCAACAUAACAUGCACCGUUCAUUCCGAACGUUUAAUCAAAUCCAUUGACCUGCCAAAUCUUCUCAAGUCCAAUGUUAAUUAUACACGGUUUAUUGCCAACCAAUCAAUUUUGGGGAGAAGUAAAGAGAACGACAACAAUUUCAAAGACACCAACGCUCCAGAAAGUCGUUACAUGAUUGUUCUAAAUGUUGAAAUCUGGAAAGCUUCCAUGAACAUGAACGGAUUUCAUCAUUGCGUUGUGGUUGAUGAAAAUGAGGAACUGAUUUUUAUUGCAACCAUGUCCAUAACAGUUCAAUACUCAUCAAAUCCUGUGAUUGAAGUUAUGAGCUGGUUCAAUGGAGCCAGCUGGUUGAUUGUCUACUGCACCAACAGGACAGGUGUGAACAGCUUUAGCACCAAGUCACAUGGCAUCUUGACAUCUCUCAACACAUCUCUUGCUUGCCGUUAUUUAACCCUAUCAACAAAUUUCGGAAAUAAUGUAAGUGCUGAAGAUGUUGAAAGUACGAAUUACGCGGUGGUUCUUAAUGGAAGCAGCGCUGAUGACAAUGACAAAAGUGUAGAAAAUUUCGUAUUGAACCUCGAAUGCUGGAACGGUUUAACAGCUUUUCAACAAUCUGCCAAUGUUGAUACAAUCGCUUUAAAUGCCUCCACUUCAAACUCAAGACCGAUAAGACUGUUGAAAAUUUCUCACGAUGUUGCCAGCGACGAACUCCACCUAACUUUCAGGACUUCCAUCGCCUGGAACCCACUUGUGCUACCUCUCUGUUAUUAUGUGACGACAUCCAACAACUUGCACUUAUCUAACCAGCAAAUCAAUUCAACUUUGGAAACGUUCCAAGUGAAAUUGGACAUCCUCAGUGAUCCAGCACUUGUUAGUUCUAAAAUAAACGUAUGUCUCCAUGCAACCAUCAAAUACAAAGAACCACAAAAACCGUGCUCUGAUCAUAUAGAAGACUUUGAAACCGAUGCUGCUCGGUCAAUGAUGUACAGAAGAUGUGAUCAGCUGAUCUUGUCCAAAAUCAAUACUAGUCAUUGGGAUUUUUUCGUAGUACCUUCAAUCGUUAUUGCUGUACUCUUUCUGCUGUUCGUCACUGUCAUCUUGCUUUGUCGAAGCAGAAUUUGUAAACACCAAAACAUCUCAAUGCCUAUAAAAGAGACAGACUCUUCCAACCAUUACUUUCAGUUAGAUACUAAGGUAGAAUUAAGUUUGAAUCACUAUCCGAAGGAUAAUCAAAAUAUUGCAAUUAGUACUUCGUCAAAUACUGAAGAUCCUGACAACAGUGUUGAAAACAAUAAUAACGAUGUUGGAAAUUUUGUCAACAAUGUUGGGAAUGACAUCCAGAAUGCUGGAAAUGACAUCCACAAUGUUGGUAAUGACAUCCAUAAUGUUGGAAAUGACGUCCACAAUGCUGGGAAUGACAUCAACAAUGUUGGGAAUGACAUCAACAAUGUUGGGAAUGACAUCAACAAUGUUGGGAAUGACAUCAACAAUGUUGGGAAUGACAUCAACAAUGUUGGGAGUGGCAUCAACGAUAACAGUAACGACAUCAACCGCAAUGAAAAUGACAUGCACGUUGUCGGGAAUUGCAUCAACAACGUUAGAAAAGCCGUCACCAAUAAUGAAGAUGAUGGUGAUGUAACAGAUUCAGAGGAAGAAAAUUAUUCCAAAGUAUCACUCCAACAUGUUCCAAUCAGUUUUAUAUAUCCACCAAACAGAAAACCAGUCAAUGUUUGGGCAGAGCAGUAUUUAAAUAAUGAUGAUGACGAUGGUGAUGACCUUGACGAUGAUGAUGGUGACCAUAUGGGUGAGAGCAAUGACGCAUCAGAGCCUGAUUCAUAUUGCAGAUCAGCAACUGUGAAUAUUAAACAGAACUGUUUAUAA